Sciurus carolinensis (gray squirrel) is the source of this 1360-nucleotide messenger RNA. RefSeq names its product ubiquinol-cytochrome-c reductase complex assembly factor 3. Gene Ontology annotation, biological process: mitochondrial electron transport, ubiquinol to cytochrome c; mitochondrial respiratory chain complex III assembly. The coding region runs from base 86 to 352 and encodes 88 amino acids. NCBI's taxonomy places the organism in Eukaryota, Metazoa, Chordata, Mammalia, Rodentia, Sciuridae. Gene Ontology annotation, cellular component: mitochondrial inner membrane. The transcript has 2 exons. The record is from RefSeq and is a predicted model, not a curated record.
UGCGCAGGGGCCGGUGAGACGUCGUAGCUGCCCUUCUAGACUACGGGAGACUACGGAGCUUGUCUCGCUGGUUGCGCGGUCAGCCAUGCAGAGAGCGCGGAAAGUGCUGAUGGCAGUAGCGGUGCUGGGCGCUGGGGCUGGUGUGGGGUCCGCGCUCUUUGCUCUGGUAACCCCUGGGGAGCUGCAGAAGCAGGAGAUGCUGAAGGAGAUGCCCGAGCAGGACCCGCGGCGCAGGGAUGAAGCGAUGAGGAACCAGCAGCUAGUGAUGGCCACGCUGCAGGAGGCCGCGACCACGCAGGAGAACGUAGCGUGGAGGAAGAACUGGCUAGUUGGCGGCGGCAGAUCAGCGUGAUGCCAGUGGUACCCCAAUGGGCACUACGACCUCGGCUGGAGCGCAGAGUACAGGCAGCCUUUCAACUCCGUGAAACCGGCGGGGAAUCGGGACCCCGGGUGCGGCACUCAAGACCCCAGGUCCCGGAGAGCAGCCGCCGGGUGAGCACCGUACCCCCUCCGACUCUGCGCUGACUGCUUUACGUCCACAUCGUCCCCCGUCGGGGGUCAGAUGUGGUUAACCGAAAGAACCAAUAAAUUCUGUGCCUCCCAAGUGAGCCGAGCAGUCGCACGCCUACCAGUGCGGAGAGCUGUGCGGGUCAGUGCUCAAGCAGGCUCCGGCCUGCCCUGCCCCACGAGAGAGCCUGAAGCUUUAUGGGCUUAGUAACCACAUUUUCAAAAUGUCUUACGGUCGAAGAGUUCCUUCUGGUGAUAACCAAGCGACAUUCCAAACUAUUCCGUUAGGGCUUGUUAGCAAUGGACACCUGUAGAGGACUCCGGUUCUUUGAGGGAGGUUAGAGAGGCGCAUAUAGCGUUAACAUCCCGAAGUGCCUUCUGUGGCCAUUACUUAACCUCUGGUUAAAGAGGCUUAGAGAGGCUGACCUACUAGGGAUGGUGAAAGAAGCAUACUUUUAAUCAAGAUCAAGGGGUUGAAUGAUCAACCCCCGAAUCCUGAAUGUUAAAAAACCUGAGUCUGCCCUGUUCUAUAAAAGGCCAUAAGUAUCUCGAGGGUUAUCAGUAGAUUAUCCCUGAUCCAGUGGCCCACACCUGUAAUCCCAUCGACUUGGGAGCUUGAGGCAGGAGGAUCACCAAGUUCAAGGUCAACUCCAGCAAUUUAGUGAGAUCCUGUCUCAAAAUAAAAAAUAAAGAGGACUGGGGGCGUGGUUUAAUAGUAAAGCGCCUCGGGAUUCAAUCCUCAGUACCAAAGAAUAUAAAUAAAGGGGCUGGGAGUGUUGCUCCGUGGUACUCCUGGGUUCAACCCCCAAUAUCGCAAAUUAAAAAAAUAAAAACUAGCCUGCACGGCGGUGCA